Messenger RNA from Perca fluviatilis (European perch), 4291 nucleotides. It is a transcript of the gene rai14, whose product is annotated as retinoic acid induced 14. The record is from RefSeq and is a predicted model, not a curated record. NCBI's taxonomy places the organism in Eukaryota, Metazoa, Chordata, Actinopteri, Perciformes, Percidae. Gene Ontology annotation, molecular function: actin binding. The coding region runs from base 336 to 3380 and encodes 1014 amino acids. The transcript has 20 exons.
GGGAGAGUGACGUCACUUUCCUAAACCGGGCAACAGCCGUUGAGUUGAGUCCCGAGCGAGAGACAGGCAGGAGUCCGUGAACAACUUUUAAUGUAUGCGGGCCGUGUCGGGCCAGUGUGUCGGGGCGCACUGUUUUCUCCUCCUUUAUGCAUCCUCCUCCUGCUCGGCUCAGCUUAGGUUCGCUGUUUUCUCACCGGUUCGGUAGCGAAUCUGUUUUUGGCACAAAAAGCGGUGGUGUGUUAGUUUCUUUUAUGUGUCCAGUCCUCCUGCGACCCCAACACAAAGCUGGCCUUGACUGAGUGAUUGAGCGAGUCACUGCAUGGAUCGGACUGAACAUGAAGAGCCUUAAAGCAAAGUUUAGAAAAACCGAUGUCAAUGAGUGGAACAAAAACGAUGAGCGCCUGCUUGCUGCGGUGGAGCAUGGCGAGGUGGAAAAGGUGGCCUCGCUUCUUGCCAAAAAAGGUGCCAGCGCUGUAAAGCUGGACACUGAGGGCAAAUCAGCUCUUCAUGUGGCAGCUGCACGUGGACAGACAGACUGCCUAUCUGUCAUCCUGGCCCAUGGAGCUGACUUGUCAUUCACUGAUGCUGCAGGUUUCAAUCCGUUACAUCUGGCUGCCAAAAACAAUCACACUGAAUGCUGCAAAAAGCUCAUUCAGAGUAAAUGUCCUAUUGAUGCUGUAGACAGCUCAGGAAAGGCUGCUCUACAUCACGCUGCUGCCAGCGGGAACAUCCAGACCAUUCAACUGCUGUGUGAACUCAAAAGUCCCAUCAACCUAAAGGAUGCAGACGGACUCACCCCUUUGCUGUUGUCAGCCAAACACGCUCAUGCUGAGGUGUGCAGCACUUUGCUGGACUGCGGCGCUGAAAUCAACACUUCUGACAACAGCGGCAGGACAGCCUUGAUGCUGGCCAGUGAGUCUAACGCCGUUUCUGUUGUCGAAGUAUUGGUUCAGCGAGGAGCUGAUCUGUCAGCUGUAGAUUCACAAGGACAUGAUGUUGUACACUAUGUCAAGCUAUUGGGCAACUCUGAGGUCAAAACUGCUCUCACUGCUGCACUGAACAGACAACAGGUCUCAGAUACAAAGUCUCCUACAAGUCCUCAGGUAACACUCCAGUCUGUGUUUUUCAAUAGAGACAGAGCCCAUUUAAGCCCCACCCCCACCGGAGGAGAAAACAACUCUCCGCUCUCUAUUGACUUGUAUUGCGUUAAGAGCUCUGGACCCUCUUCUCCUUCAGUCCUUACCUCUGCUGGGACCCCAGGAUCUAACAAAAGUGACACUCCCAAAAGAUUCUACUACAAGGAGGAUGAGUUGGUUAGAGGAACGACACUGAGAGAGGAGGUCGAGAAGCUCCAUGAGGAGAGAAACAUGUUGCUGGAGACAAUCGAAGACCUGAAGCAGUCGGUGGAGCAGACGGCGACCGGUGCCGAACUGGAUACAAAGGUUGAGCACAGUUUUACAGCAUCUGCAGCUCUGGUUUCUGCUCUUCAAGCCAAGAUUAACGCUCUGACUUUGGAGAAUCAGCAACUUGCAAGCAAACUCAAGAAACAUCCGUCCCUUCAAGGAAGUGAGGAACUAAAGGACACCAGUCGCCCAAACAGCAUGGCCUCCAACUCCUCCUUCCACUCCACCCAGGAUGAGUUUGAUUCACCGCCACAAGUGGAAAGGGAAGACGGUUCAGGCAGCGUUUCUGUCAGACGGGAGGAAGAAGAGGGUGAAGGAGGGAGAGGAGGGAGCAAAGAGGAGAUCACACUGUUGCGACAGGCGCUAGAGAGUGUUCAAGUGAAACUGCUGGAAACCAGGAAGGAAAACCGCUCGCUUCAGGCCCAGCUGAAACCUGAGCGAGGCAGAGAAAGAGAGGAGGUAGAAAGCGUGGGUGAGAAAGGAAGAGAGGAAGAGUUGAUGGAGAGUCUCGCGGAGCUUCAGGCAAAGCUGACAGACACUCAGGAGAGGUACCACCAAGCUGUGGAGGAGGUGGAGGAGCUGAGGGUGCAGAUGGGAAGAGGAGGAGGUGAGCUGAUGGAGAAACAGGAGGUCCAGAAACAUACAUCAUCCACACUUGAACAUGAAGUGAACCAGCUGAGGGCCCUGCUCAUCCAAUCAGGAUCUGAGCAGGAAAAAGCAGCUGAAAGAAUCCGACAGCUGGAGGGGGCGCUGAGUAAGGUGGAGGCGGAAAGACGGUGCGUAAAGGAGAAGGAACAGAAGAAAGCACAGAUUGAGGAGCUGUACAACGAAGCACAAGAGGAGAUUAGGAUACUCCAGGAGGCUCUGAGGGGCACAGUGCCAGUUGAAGCUGCAGCCAAAGACUUUGAAGAAAUGAAAGCUGAGCUAAAUGAGGUAACUGCUGGGCUGCAGCGCCGCUUGCUGGAACUCUCACACUCCUACAGUGAAACCAAGAGUCAGCUAAGUGCUGCACAGAAACAGCUGGCUGAGAGCAGUGCAGCCUCAUCUCCCUCCUCAGAACAGCAGCAGGUCCAGGUGCUGAGCAGCAAGGUGGAGGAGCUGCAGACGUUGCUAGCUGAGACAGAAAAGAAGCACUCGGCUGCUCAAGAGGAGAUUUCACUGCUGAGGCAGGAGGCAGAAGCUCAGGCACAGAGCUCUGUGACCCUCGCUGACCACACACAGGUGAUGUCAUCUCUGGGAAAUGCCAUCAAAGAGUUGGAAAGCCAGUCAGAGGCCCUGAAAGAGCAGCUACACCAGAAAAUCUUGCAAGUGGAGGCCCUUCAGAACAGGCUGACAGCAGAGAAAGAUGUCACCCCGGAUGGUUCAGUCUCCCGCUUGGAGCAUGAGACCACACGAGAGCAACUGGAGGGUGAGGUGAACCGCCUGACGCAGCUCCUCCAGGGGGCCCUCAGGAAGCAGGACGAGAUGGCUCUGGAGGCUGCUGAUGCCUGGCAGAAGGCACGGGAGAAUCAUGCAGAGUGGGAGGCCCUGCAGGAGCUGGUGAUGUCGAGGGAGAAGGAGAAGCAGACGCUGACCACCAGGCUGGCUGAGUCCCAGGAUGCUGUGUGUCAGCUCAAACAGCUGGUGGAGAACCACGUUGCCUCAGAGAGAGAGAAGAACAAGAGGAUAGAUGACCUGUCACGGGAGGUGGGGAAGCUGAAAGAUGCCUUAAACAGCCUAUCACAGCUCUCCUAUAGCUCUGGUUCUCCCUCUAAGAGACAGCAGCAAAGCCAGCAGCUGGAGACGAUGCAGCAACAAAUCAAACAACUACAGUACCAGCUAGCUGAGUCGAAGAAGCAGCACCAUGAGAUAGUCUCAGUCUACAGGAUGCACCUCCUCUAUGCUGUCCAGGGUCAGAUGGACGAGGAUGUCCAGAAAGCCUUGAAGCAGAUCCUGAUGAUGUGCAAGAUGCCAAGCCAAGCCAAGGAGGCCUGCUAAGACCCACUGGGCCUGGUUUCCCAAAAGCAUGUUGUGAACGAAAAUGGGAAGUGAAUUGCUGCUGUCACCACACGUCCUUCCAUCUGAAUUCACACGUUGCUUGUGCUAUGUGCCAACACAUAGUGCCUCUGGAUAAACCUUGAGUAUUUGUUAAUGAGGAACAGGUUUACAAUCACGUUCAUUGCCUUUGCUAAUGUCAUUUUAACCGACCUUGAUCUAAAGGUCAUCAAUCUUAUUAUGGAAGAUGUUUUUGGGAAACCUCAGCCCAGCAUACAGAUAUUGUACAUCAGCCAACAAAUGAAUGAGUGUACCAAGUGGUUCCAGCCAAACGUAUAAUCUCAGAAUGUGCAUGUUAACACUAAACUGUCAGUGUGCAGUAACCUUCAAUCACAUGCAGUUGAACAAGCGUGAAAUGCAAACAUAUAUGUACUCUGACAUAAACAUACAUGUGCGCACUAAUCUGAAAACAGUGAGUUUGAUGUGGUUGGUUUUCUGUUACAAUGUGCGCUUAGAGAAAUAGACUUAGUUGGCACUGCUGUUGCAAGUAUUUUUUUUAAGAUACAACAGUGCUAGUAUUAUUUUACAUGUUGUCUAAAGGUUUCACGGUUGUCAACAUGUUCCUGUUACAAUCUAAAUUAUUUGUGUCCUCUUAACAAUGCAUGUGACUUUGCUCAACGCCAGCCCAAAAAUCACAUAGAAAUGUUUUUGUGGUCGCACUUCUAUGAAGAAAAAGCUCAAUACUGUUUGUAUUGCUAUUUUCCCGUUAGCACAAACAUUUAUAAAAAAAUAUGUAUUUUACUGAAUUGUAUUACCAUGCCAUGUUUUCUAAAAUACUGUACUUUAUUGAAGAGGUUUGAUAGCUGUAUUUUUGAUGGCCUUGUUUUGUGUGAAUGAAAUUUCUUUUUCCUUGA